UUGCGGAUCAUGAAAUACAAGUGUGAAUCCUUCUGUGUGCAUGUGUGUAUUAUGAGACUGUUCUGAGCCCAUACUGUCUUGCCUCUGCGCCCCUUUUUGAGAAACACUGCCAUAUACCGAUCUCUGCGUGUCAGGGAGAUAAUGAAGGUGACUAUGUGAAUCGCAAAUCAUUCCACGGCCUCAACAUUCAGGUAAAUCUUGCACAUUCACUUAUAGAACACACAUUGAAGUCUGGGUGAUUAAAGGAAAUCACACAUUUAAAUAUUCACACAGUACAUGUUUCACACUUGGACUAUCUUUAUCUCGGACUCAUUGCAAAUGAACAUUGAUGCUACACUGACUAUGAUGCUCUUAUUGUGGAAGUAGGCUUGUUAACCCCAAAUGCUUUUGCAGGCCACAUGUGACCACAGGUGUCUCAUCACAAGCCUUGAGGCAAAGUGGCCUGGGUCAGUCCAUGACUCAAGGAUCUUCUCUGAGUCUUCACUGUGUCACAAAAUCGGGCAGGGGCUCUUCAGUGGAGUGCUGCUCGGGGACAGGGGUUAUGCCUGCCAGCCUUUCCUGAUGACCCCGUAUCCUGACCCUGGUGAAGGGCCACAAACCAGUUUCAAUGUGGCCCAUGCCAAAACCAGGGUCAGGAUUGAAAUGACCUUUGGCAUAUUGAAGGCCCGAUUCACCUGCCUGCGGGGGCUCAGAGUGGCCCCUGAAAGAGCUUGCUGCAUCAUAACGGCCUGUGUUGUGCUGCACAACAUCGCCACAAUGAGGAAGGGGAGGGCCCCUCCUGCAAACCCCCAACCUGCUGAUGUGGUAGACCCCAUCACCCUGGACUACCCUACUGGCAGGGCUGUCAGAGAAGCCAUCGCAUUAUUAUUUGCUUAAUAAAAAAAGAACACAGAGAGCGAGGCCUUGGAUGAUUUAUGUUGGAGUUUUUAUUUUUUCAGCCAUUCCUGAAGGAAAAAGAGAAAAAUACAUAAUUUGUUUACUUUUUCUGUAAAGAAAAAAGGGAUUUCUCUUUUAGGUAUCCUAAAAGAUGUAAAGGUCACCUUAUGCACCUUUCAUUUGACUUGAAAAUAAAUUACUGAAUGUUACAAAAUUACCUGUCUUUCUCUGUCCAAUUCUUCCACCUCCAGCUUGUUUUUUUUAAUUAAGAGCUUUCGGUGCUCUAUGAGCAGCUCAUUAAAUUGGAUGCUUUGGACUAGGGUCCGUUUGUAAAGGGCCCUCACAGUG
Molecule: messenger RNA, 1224 nt
Organism: Trematomus bernacchii (emerald rockcod)
Lineage: Eukaryota; Metazoa; Chordata; Actinopteri; Perciformes; Nototheniidae
Product: putative nuclease HARBI1
Exons: 2
Coding region: 382-876 (164 amino acids)
Source: RefSeq, a predicted model, not a curated record